Aspergillus homomorphus CBS 101889 is the source of this 1188-nucleotide messenger RNA. RefSeq lists its product as uncharacterized. The transcript has 3 exons. Lineage: Eukaryota; Fungi; Ascomycota; Eurotiomycetes; Eurotiales; Aspergillaceae. The coding region runs from base 7 to 1188 and encodes 393 amino acids. Gene Ontology annotation, molecular function: starch binding. The record is from RefSeq and is a predicted model, not a curated record.
AUAACCAUGAAGAGUUCUUCAAUCUUCACUCUUGCCGGUCUGCUGACCUCUGUCGCUGGCCAUGGCUACCUCACCAUUCCGUCGAGCAGAACUAGACUAGGAUUUGAGGGUGGCAUUGAUACAUGCCCUGAGUGUACAAUUCUGGAGCCUGUAGACGCAUGGCCAGACCUUGAAGAGGCACAGGUCGGGCGCUCGGGUCCCUGUGGCUACAACGCCAGAGUCAGUGUCGACUAUAAUCAGCCAGGCGCUUACUGGGGUAAUUCCGUGGUCGCAACGUACGCUGCUGGAGACACUAUCGAUGUCCAAUGGUGUGUUGACCACAACGGUGACCAUGGCGGCAUGUUCACCUACGGCAUCUGCACCAAUCAAACCCUCGUCGACCUCUUCUUGGAUCCGAAUUAUCUUCCUACGAACGAUGAGAAACAAGCUGCCGAGGACUGCUUCCUCGCGGGCGAGCUGAAAUGCACAGAUGUCACAGGACAGACCUGCGGGUACAACCCUGACUGCCCGGCGGGCGAGGCCUGCUACAGGAACGAUUGGUUCACAUGCAACGCCUUCAAUGCUAACUCGAACCGCGGCUGUGAGGGUGUCGAUGGAGCGGCACUCAAUUCGUGCAAGACCACUAUCGCAGGUGGGUAUACUGUGACCAAGAAGAUUAAGAUCCCCAACUACUCGUCCGAGCAUACCCUGCUGCGUUGGAGGUGGAACAGCUACCAGACCGCACAAGUCUACCUCGGAUGCGCGGAUAUCGCAAUUACUGGAGGGUCAGGCUCCGGUUCUAGCUCGACAUCCACUUCCACCUCCACUUCCACCACAAGUGUCAAGACAUCCACAACGGUCUCCUCUGCAACCUCCUCCGCCACGUGUACCGCUGCCUCCACUGUCGCCGUCGCCUUCAAUGAGCUGGUCACGACGUCUUAUGGAGAGAAUGUUUACCUCACGGGCUCCAUUAGCCAGUUGAGCUCAUGGUCGAGCUCCUCAGCCAUCGCUCUCUCUGCUUCCUCGUACACCUCCUCUAACCCAUUGUGGACGGCCACAGUGAACCUGCCGGCUGGCACGACGUUUGAGUACAAAUUCCUCAAGAAGAAAUCCGAUGGUACUAUAGUGUGGGAGAGCGAUCCUAACCGGUCGUACACCGUUCCUACGGGCUGCGCAACUGCGGCUACGGUGACUGCCACUUGGAAAUAA